Ictalurus punctatus (channel catfish) is the source of this 1699-nucleotide messenger RNA. RefSeq lists its product as uncharacterized. Gene Ontology annotation, cellular component: external side of plasma membrane. Lineage: Eukaryota; Metazoa; Chordata; Actinopteri; Siluriformes; Ictaluridae. The coding region runs from base 83 to 949 and encodes 288 amino acids. Gene Ontology annotation, biological process: positive regulation of T cell proliferation; cell surface receptor signaling pathway; T cell costimulation. The transcript is spliced from 8 exons. The record is from RefSeq and is a predicted model, not a curated record.
UCUAUAGAGAGUGUUCAUUAGGAUCAGACUCCGUGCAGCAGUUGGUCAGUGUGUGUUUAGCUCCAAUUCUCUCUUUGGAUUAAUGUGUGUGUUUGGGUCCUCAGUCAGAAUGCAGGUGUGUUUUCUUCUCCUCCUUAUACAGCUUCAUGUCACUGAAGGCUGCAGACUGGAAGGAAACGGAGAGACAAAACUGAUCACUGCAUACACAGGAGGUUCAGUACUGCUGCCCUGCUCCUGCACUGACCUCCACACCAAACCUGAGACACACACAUGGAAGAAAUACACAGAUGGAAAUAACUGGGUAGAGAUAUCUCCUGAGAGAGAGCAGUACAAAGGCAGAUUUCAGCUGGUUAAUGAUCUCUCUUCAGGAAAUCUCUCUCUGCUCAUAUCCCACCUGACUGAAGAGGAUGGAGGAGUUUACAUGUGUGAUCCUAAAGGGAGUGAAUACAGAUAUUUCAGACUCACUGUUAAAGACGCACCAACAAGACCUUCAACAUCCAGACCAGUGAUCACAACAACUUCACCUAAUCCUGAACCAGCUACAAAACCAACCCCAGUGGUCAAUGACAAAACAACCACACGCACUGAAACAUCUUCUGUGAAAGAUCCUCACACCAUCAUCAUCAUCAUCAUCAUCAUCAUCUGUACUGCUGUUGGGGUUCUGCUGCUGCUGAUACUCGGAGGAGUCAUGUACUGGAAACACAGAGGACAGAGACGAGGACAGACCGAGACCGGUGAUGGACAAACAGGACAGAGGACACAGCAGAAGAAGCAGAAUGAUUGUGAUGUUCUGUACACAGCUAUAAAUCCACAAACUAAACGCAACAAAGCAGAAGAAAAGGAUGAGGUGACAUACUCGACUGUAGUCCUCAGUAACACUGUGAGAGCAGCACACACUCCAGUGGAGUCAGGAGAUACUGCAGUAUAUGCCAUCAUCAAAACUAACUAACUAACACACACACACACACACACACACACACACACACACACACACACACACUCACACACACUCACACGUUUCUACUAUAUUCGUGAGGUUUUCGCACUGCUUUAUUCCAAAGUGUCUACAACUCUUAUUUACAAAAAAAUAAUAAUCUCUUUUAUAUACAGUAUCUCACAAAAGUAAGUACACCCCUCACAUUUGUGUAAAUAUUUGAUGAUAUCUUUUCAUGUGACAACACUGAAGAAUUGACACUUUGCUACAAUGUAAAGUAGUGAGUGUACAGCUUGUGUAACAGUGUAAAUUUGCUGUCCCCUCAAAAUAACUCAACACACAGCCAUUAAUGUCUAAACCGCUGGCAACAAAAGUGAGUACACCCCUAAGAGAAAAUGUCCAAACUGGGCCCAAUUAGCCAUUUUCCCUCCCCGGUGUUAUGUGACUUGUUAGUGUUACAAGGUCUCAGGUGUGAAUGGGGAGCAGGUGUGUUAAAUUUGGUGUCAUCGCUCUCACACUCCCUCAUACUGGUCACUGGAAAUUCAACUUUUAUAUCAGACCCCGCCCCCCUGCAUUAAAUUUUACUACUCAUUAUUUGCAUUUAUUCUUAUAAUAAUGUGAUAUUUGUGAUUAUUUGAAUCAUAUCACAGUGCACUGUCUGAUUUUUCUUUAAAUUGAUGAUGUAUUUUUUUUAUUUAUUUUUGGCUAGGCAAAACAAAAUGUCAUGCAAAAUGUAUGCACUUUUUUUUUUUUUUGCAAAUGUUA